AAACGAGUAGCAACAAAGAGACUAUCUUCCCCUUAACUUGUUUGCUUUUGCGAAAAAAUGGCGUCAACUUUGAUCUAUCGUGCUUCACGUAGGUUUCUCAAAUAUUCUUUCCCUUCUUCAGGCCUCCCAUAAUAUCAUUCCCCUUCCAUCUUCAAUCCUUUAAUCUCCACUGAACCAUCUAUAAGCAUAAACCACAACUUCUAUCCUUCACUCUGUCCAUUUGGGCAAUCCCACCAUCAGGAUUCUAAAUUUGAGUAUUUUAAAACUGUUCGAUCUCUCUCAAAUUUUCAGCUUGUUCAGCACAUCUCUACAUCACCUUCAAGUUUAAAAGAGGGGUCAAAGGGAAAUAAGAAUCAAAGUGGCAAUGUGAGUAAAGCAAAUAUCUCUUGGAUCGAUUUGUACUUGCCUAGGCAGGUUCAGCCCUAUGCACAGCUUGCUCGCCUAGAUAAGCCCAUUGGGACAUGGUUGCUUCUAUGGCCUUGUAUGUGGUCAAUUACGUUGGCUGCAACUCCAGGACAGCUGCCUGAUUUUAAAAUGUUGGCAUUGUUUGGAUGUGGGGCUUUGCUUUUGAGGGGUGCUGGGUGUACUAUUAAUGAUCUCCUUGAUCGUGACAUUGAUACAAAGGUAGAACGAACAAAGUCAAGGCCUAUGGCAAGUGGUCUUUUGACACCAUUUCAGGGACUUUGUUUUCUUGGUAUUCAGUUAACUUUGGGUCUUGGGAUUCUUCUGCAACUGAAUUAUUAUAGCCGUGUUCUGGGUGCCUCAUCCUUGUUGCUUGUCUUUUCUUAUCCCCUCAUGAAGAGGUUUACAUUUUGGCCCCAGGCGGGUUGA
This is a messenger RNA of Arachis ipaensis, 831 nucleotides long. The record is from RefSeq and is a predicted model, not a curated record. Lineage: Eukaryota; Viridiplantae; Streptophyta; Magnoliopsida; Fabales; Fabaceae.